Molecule: messenger RNA, 1080 nt
Organism: Penicillium cinerascens
Lineage: Eukaryota; Fungi; Ascomycota; Eurotiomycetes; Eurotiales; Aspergillaceae
Product: homoserine acetyltransferase family protein
Exons: 6
Coding region: 1-1080 (359 amino acids)
Biological process (GO): biosynthetic process
Molecular function (GO): acyltransferase activity, transferring groups other than amino-acyl groups
Source: RefSeq, a predicted model, not a curated record
AUGCCACAGGAAGACUACGAGAUCUUCAAACUCGGAGACUGGGAGCUGCAGACUGGAGAAAAGAUCGCCGACGCGCAUAUCGCAUACAAGACGUUCGGCGAUCCUAAAUCACCAGCUAUCGUUUAUCCGUCCUGGUUCUCGGGGUCUAUCUCGGACAACUUCUGGCUCAUCGGAGAAGACAAGACCCUUAACCCCAAAGAGUUCUUUAUCAUUAUCACCGCUCUAUUUGGUAAUGGACAGUCUUCGUCACCUUCGAAUCAGACCACCCCAGGAGUCUUCCCCAAGGUCUCGUUCUACGACAACGUGCGGGCCCAACAUGAGCUCGUUACCAAACAUUUCGGCAUUUCUCACCUGCGCGCCGUCAUCGGUUGGUCCAUGGGAGGCGGCCAGACGUUUCAAUGGGCGACACAGUAUCCCGAUUUCAUGGAUCUGGCUAUCCCAUUCUGUGGAGCUGCCAAGACAUCACUACAUAACAAAGUCUUCCUCGAGGGUGUCAAAAGUGCCCUGCUCGCCGCCAAGAACACUCGUUCGGCCGGCUCCGGUGAAAUUGGAGUUAGCGCAAAGGAUCAGGAGGUUCGAACCUGGAGUUCCAGCGAGAAGGAAAUUGGGUUGAAGGCCAUGGGUAGGGUUUAUGCUGGCUGGGGUUUUAGUCAAGCCUUUUACCGGCACAAGCUGUAUGAGACCGUGCUGGGAUAUCAAGGGCUCGAGGAUUUCAUGCAAAACUUUUGGGAGAAAUGGGCAUGCUCGAAAGAUCCCGAGAAUCUUCUUGUCAUGAUACAAACCUGGCAGAAUGGUGAUGUCUCCCUGCAGGAGCCCUACAAUGGUGACUUUGAGAAAGCGAUGGGUUCCAUCAAGGCCAAGACGCUGGUUCUGCCCGCCAAGACCGAUCUCUACUUCCCACCGGAUGACUCGCAGUAUGAAGUUGCCUGCAUGAAGCCAGGCGUCGGAAAACUGGACGUUUUCCCUUCCAUUUGGGGACACUGGGCAGGAGGUCCUGGUGACAGCAAAGAAGAUGUUGCAUGGCUAGACAAGCAAUUGUCAGUUUUCUUUGCGGAGAACAAGCCGGAUGGGGUCGACUAG